AUGACUUCUGAAAUCCCCAUUCCUGGAACCGUCCAGCUUGUCGAUGUCCAAGGCAUCUUCAAUGUCAAGCAUGGCCAGCAGUCUCGGGAUAUCGUCCUCGUUCCGCAGCCAACUAAUGACCCUGGUGACCCUCUUCGCUGGACCUCCCAACGCAAGACUAAGAAUAUUAUUUGUGCCAUGGUUUGGUGCUUUUUUGUCGCUGGUAUGAUUUCAGGAUUGUCCCCAGCGUACAUCUUGAUUGAGAAGGAUACUGGUAUUUCAAUUGCCGACUUAAGCACUGGUAACGGUAUUCUCUUCCUCUUCUUGGGCUGGGGGACUAUGAUCACACAAUGCCUUGCGCUUAGCAAUGGCCGACGCCUUACACUUCUUGUUUCUAUCGUCUUGACUACUGCUGUGACUCUCUGGACUGCCUACGUUCAGACAAGAGGGGAAUUCUUCGCCAACCGCAUCCUCCUCGGCAUUGUUGCAUCGCCGCAAGAAACACUUAUCGAGGUCAUCAUUGGAGACCUUUUCUUUACUCACGACCGAGGCUUUUUUAUGGGUGCCUAUAGUUGGACCUUGUGGUGCGGUGCAUUUCUGACGCCAGUGGCCUCCGGUUAUGUUGCACAGGACCUUGGAUGGCGAUGGAUUCAGUAUAUCUUGACAUUCAUCGGUGCGGGCGUUACCGUUGUCACAUUCUUUUUCUUUGAAGAAACAAUGUUUUAUCGAGAUCACCAUGUCAAUCUCGAGAGCAACCCCCAGGUCACUUCAGACAAGAAAACCAAUGAGAAGUCCAUAGAGAGAGAGGAUAACUCUAUGUCGCCUUCUGAGCCUUCUGCAUAUGAUGAACAAGAGAGCACAAAGACAUACCUGGAGAAACUGAAGUUUUGGGGCUUCCGCGACCCGCGGCAACCCAGUACGUUCAGACUUUUCUUCUUGCCAAUCCAGUUACUGUUCAUGUUUCCUGGAAUGUCCUUUGGUGGUCUACUUGUAGGCGGAAUUCUCGCUUGGUAUAAUGUCGUUGGCGGUUCCUUGGCUCUAAUCCUUGGUAAUGCGCCAUACAACUUCUCUGCCAACAAUAUUGGUUUGACGUACCUCUCUUGCGUUGUUGGGGUUACUAUCGGUUGCUUCCUUUCGGGAUGGAUGGCCGACACACUUGCCCUUCGUUUGGCGCGUCGGAAUGGUGGUGUUAUGGAGCCCGAGCAGCGACUCUGGACGUGUCUUAUUGCCCUUGUCAUGCAUCCCGCUGGCUGUCUUCUCUAUGGAGUGGGUGCAUCUUAUCACAUUCAUUGGUUCGGAGUUGUUUUUGGUCUAUGUUUGAUCUCUAUCACUCUCCCAAUGGGAGCCAAUCUCGCAUUCACUUACAUUCUUGAUACAUAUAAGGAAGUUUCAGGAGAAGGUCUAGUCUCAGCCAUCCUGAUCCGCAACAUGAUGGGUUUUGCUUUUGGAUAUGCUGUUGUCCCCAUGAUUAAUAAUCUGUCGCUUCGUUAUGCUUUUGUACUCAUCGCGAUCUUGGGGUUAGCAGUAUGGUGCACAGCUAUUGUGAUGAUCUACGUGGGCAAAUCUCUGCGCCGUGGGACAGCACAGUCAUACUGGAACCUUGUUGAACGAUAUGGUGCAAAGGCUCAUUGA
Molecule: messenger RNA, 1611 nt
Organism: Trichoderma virens Gv29-8
Lineage: Eukaryota; Fungi; Ascomycota; Sordariomycetes; Hypocreales; Hypocreaceae
Exons: 3
Coding region: 1-1611 (536 amino acids)
Biological process (GO): transmembrane transport
Molecular function (GO): transmembrane transporter activity
Source: RefSeq, a predicted model, not a curated record